Molecule: messenger RNA, 1227 nt
Organism: Erythranthe guttata (spotted monkey flower)
Lineage: Eukaryota; Viridiplantae; Streptophyta; Magnoliopsida; Lamiales; Phrymaceae
Gene: LBD1
Product: LOB domain-containing protein 1
Source: RefSeq, a predicted model, not a curated record
AAAAGAAUUAGAAAUUACAUUAACACCCCCACUCCGUCCUUCCACCAGUUACUAACUAUGGAGUACAGCAGAAAAACCAACACCGCCGGUGAUUCGCCUACAUCAUCAAUUUCUCCUGAUCCGGCGGUGAUUCUCAGCCCGUGCGCAGCUUGCAAGAUCCUCCGGAGGCGGUGCGGCGAGAAGUGCGUGCUGGCGCCUUACUUCCCGCCCACCGACCCACUCAAGUUCGCAAUUGCCCACCGUGUUUUCGGAGCUAGCAACAUUAUCAAGUGUUUGCAGGAACUUCCAGAAGAUCAAAGAGCAGAUGCAGUAAACAGCAUGGUUUACGAAGCGAAUGCUCGGGUACGGGAUCCAAUAUACGGUUGCACGGGCACAAUUUGCCAUCUCCAAAACCAAAUCGGCGAGCUCCAAGCUGAACUCGCAAAGGCACACGCGGAAAUCUUUAACAUGCAAUGCCAAAACUCGAAAUUGUUCGAAUUCAUUUCCAUCCGGAACGUUCUGGAAAACUCGCGACAAGCAGAAAUGCAGCAGCUUCCGUUGUUUGAUGAAAACUCGUCGUCAAACUUCUUUACCGAUGAAGCCAAUUUGGAACUUUCUAAUUGGGAAACUCUUUGGACAUGAAAUAUAUAUAUAUAAUGCAUACAUAGACAUAUGCAUAGUACUUAGGAAAUAAUUACCAAUAAUAAAGCAAAUCAUUUAAUUUUUAUAUUAUUUAAUUUUAUUUUUUUGUAACCCUGAUCAUGUCAUUAGCAAUAAAAGCUAUGGCUGAGGGGGUUUUAGGCCUUGUUUGCUUACCUAUAUCUAUUAUUAACUCCGUGCUACUAACUAUUCGUCUCUUUAGAAGGUAUUAAAAUUUGGUAUUAUACGAUUAUUUUUCAAUAACAUCACUACUUUACAAUAAUCGCAUCCUAAUUUAUAGUAUUUAUGGACAAAUUUGACCUUUUCCUAUUUAGUCGCUAUAAUUAAUCACGGUGGGUCGAGCAACUACUAAUUUUAUUGGAUAGCAGCAGUUAAGGUGGUGUUUGCAAAAGCGUUUACAAAUAGAUUAUGAACUUUUUCUUUUGUUGCUCAUAAUCUAUUUAUAAGUGUUCGAAAAAUGAACUUUUGUUUUUGCUUCUCUUAAAAUAAGCAAUGUUAAGCAACCAUAACAAUGCUUUUUAUGCCUUUUCAUGCCUUUUCUGUUUAAGUUUAGUGUCCGGUAAAUUUGUAAACACCCUAGAAAUAAGC